Molecule: messenger RNA, 8531 nt
Organism: Anopheles bellator
Lineage: Eukaryota; Metazoa; Arthropoda; Insecta; Diptera; Culicidae
Gene: kto
Product: mediator of RNA polymerase II transcription subunit 12
Exons: 13
Coding region: 4-8409 (2801 amino acids)
Biological process (GO): regulation of transcription by RNA polymerase II
Cellular component (GO): mediator complex
Molecular function (GO): transcription coactivator activity
Source: RefSeq, a predicted model, not a curated record
GUGAUGAACAUGCGGCCACUGAAACGGCCCCGACUAGGGCCGCCGGAUGUGUAUCCGCAAGAGGCGAAGCAGCGGGAGGACGAGCUGACGUCAAUACACGUCAAGCAUGGUUUCGCGACGGAGCACAAGCUGUCGGAAGAAUUCGGCACGGCCCGGAACUGCAACGUGUCGGCGAGCAAAGUAGGGGCCUACUUUAACGCGAUCCUCGCCAAAAAGGAAGAGCUGAUGACGCUACCGGACUCCGGGCGGAAGAAGCAACAGAUCAACCCGAAGGACAACUUCUGGCCCGUCACUGCUCGCAACAAGACGACGCUGGACACCUGGUUCAAAGAUCUGGCUGGCACGAAACCGCUGAGCAGCCUCGCCAAGAAGGCACCGUCUUUCAACAAGAAGGAAGAAAUCUUUGCGAUGCUGUGCGAGAACCAGGUCACCAUGCAACGGGCCGCCUGGUUCAUCAAGCUCAGUUCGGCCUACACGGUGGCGGUGUCGGAGGCCAAGAUCAAGAAGCGCCAAAUGCCCGACCCGGCCACCGAGUGGACGGGCACGAUGAUUAAGUUCAUGAAGGAUCUGGUGCCGAAGCUUCACGAGCACUACCACCAGGGGCCGUUGCAGGAGAAACCUUCGUCCGGUUCGACCGGCUCUGGCGUUGGGCUAGGGAGCAGUUCAGGAGGCGGCGGAGGCUCGGUCCUUGGAAUCGGCGGACCGUCGGGACAAUCAGCGACUAUUCCGCCGCCCCUGUCAAGUCCCGCUGGCACCAUGCACAGUCCGGCCGGUGGCAAUUCCGUCGGUGGGGCCGGGGGCGUAGGGAGUGGUGUUGGGGGUUCCGGAGGGCCAAUGCACCCCCAGCAGCAGCAGCAGCAGCAGCAGCAGCAGCAGCAACUUCAGCAGCCCCUUUCGCCCCAGGAAGAGCAACGGUUGGCGCAGAAGCAGUGGAACUACUCGACGCAGCUUUGCAAGUACAUGUACGAGGAGGGUCUGCUGGACAAACAGGAGUUCCUUAACUGGAUUAUCGAUAUGCUGGAGAAAAUGAAAUCGUCCCCGAAUGCCGACGAUGGGUUGCUGCGAAUCUACCUGCCACUGGCCAUGCAGUAUCUGCACGAUUUCGUACAAUCAGAGCGCUUCUGUCGCCGUCUCGCGUACGCUGUCUCGAAAAAGCUUGCCCAGCUGAUCAACCAAAUGGCCGACACCCACAACGUGAGUCUGAGCCCGGAGCAGGAUAGCGGUGGCAAGGGAGAGGACACGGUGGCGGCGAAGGAUGGAAAGGGCUUCGACAAACAGUCGAAAGAGGGAACGCUGGCCGCCCGGAAAGCCAACCCUUACGAAAUGAUUUUUACCGAGUUCCUUCACUGUUCCCACCAUCGGGACGUGGUUCUGCAAUUGGCAUGCAUCCUGCAAGUCAUCACGCUCGAGUGUCCCACGGCGCUCGUGUGGUGUGGCGUCGGUGAAACACGCGCCUCGUCGGUGCUCUCGGGUAGCCCACUCGAUCACCUUGCCGUGGCACCGUCGGGACUGCCGAUGCCGGAGCGGUACAACGGACGGACGAAUGAAGACAUCCGCCGGCAGCUGUUCGAAGCGGAAGAGAGCAUAAAGAUUCGCUCGCGGCACGCCGAAUCGCGGUGGUGCAUCGACAAGUGGCAAACGGCGGCCGGAAACGCGAGUCUCAAAAUAUUAGCCACCCUGGACGCACUCGAUGGCCACUGCUUCGAUCGGAUGGACUCGAACAAUUCGCUCGAUUCGCUGUACCAGAAAAUAUUCCCACCGUUUCAAGUGCAACCCAUCAAACCUCAGACCGGGGACAGCGGGACAGGCAGUGGGCACAGUAGUUCGUCGUUGCUGCCAGGAAUGGGCCCAUCCGUUGCCAAUGGGACCGCCAGCGAUGGAAAGGAUGCGGCCACGAAGCAGUUCGAAUAUAACGUUGAACAGGACGCGUCGAUCGUGAAAAUUCUGUGCGAGUGGGCCGUAUCGUGGCAGCGUUGGGGCGAGCACCGGGCCAUGGUGGUCGCCUGGCUGCUGGACAAGCGCCAGAACGAGGUGUUCACGGCGCUCGAGAACGACAGCUACAGUAAUAAUGCGCUGAACAAUUCGGACGACAAGGACUCCGUGCUUUCCGGGAGCGGCCUCAACGGGGGUCAGCCGGUGUUUCAGCACAUCCUGAUGCACUUUCUCGACCACGAUGCGCCUGUGCAGGAGGAAAGCGGUGGCCUGCAGAACAAAUCGCAGUUCACCAACCUGGUGCACCUAUUCAGCGAGUUGAUCCGGCACGACGUGUUUUCGCACGACGCCUACAUGUGCUGCCUGAUCUCCCGUGGCGAUCUGCUGACCGGAUCCGGUGGAAUGAUGUCGCUCGACAGCCACGGCAUCUGCAACGCAGGUGGCGGCGGUGGUGGUCUGGGCACCGGGCCGAUUUCGAACAAACCGGGCACAACUUCGUCGCCAAACGGUGGCCUGGACGACGAUGUGCUGCAGACGGACUUUAAGGCGAAGUUGGAAGAUUUGGACGAUUCUAACGUCGAUGACGAUCUCGACAAGCUGCUACAGCACAUCAAGGAGGACCAGCAGAACUCGAUGGACGCUCCCGACAGCCCCAAGGAUCCCGAGCAGGCUGCCCCGUCUGUCACCGGCUUGGGGAAAACGGAAUCACCCAGCCGACACUUUCUGUACACGGAACACUUUCCGCUCUGCCAGGACGAUCCGAUUUCGCAGCACGACUGCAACCAGCGGUACAUCCUGCUGUACGGUGUGGGCAAGGAGCGCGACGAGAAGAAGCACGCCGUGAAGAAGAUGUCGAAGGAGAUCUGCAAGCUGUUUUCCAAAAAGUUCAGCAUCGAUGUGGCCGAGGGCGGCAAGGUGAAGAAGCACUCGCGUAGCGAGUUCAACUUCGAGGCCACCUCGAACAAGUGCCAGGCGAUGUCGUACUUCGAUCAGCACCUCGUGACGGGCCAGUGCGCGAUGCAGGUGCAGGAGAUGCUCAACAGCUUCGCGAUCGGCAACAGCAACUACCUGCCGGUUCAGGAGCACGUCGCGUUCCUGUUCGAUCUGAUGGAGUCGGCGUUUAACAUCUACGGCCUGAUCGAUACGUGUAUUCAGAUUUUACGCGAACUGCCGGAGGUGGAGCAGCAGCUGAUUGGCAAGAGUUCGCUGGCCCUGGUCCGGAGCUACACCACCUCGCUCAGCCUGUACGUCGUGGGGGUGCUGCGAAGGUAUCACUGUUGCUUGCUGCUAUCGCAGGAACAGACGACGGCCAUCUUCGAGGGCCUGUGCCGGAUCGUGAAACACGUGAGCAACCCGAGCGACUGCAGUUCGGCCGAGCGGUGCAUUUUGGCGUACCUGUACGAUCUCUAUUCGGCUUGCUCGUCGCUCAAGGCACGCCCGCAGCAGGAACCGUUUCACAAUGCGUACCCAAAGAUCAAGCAAGCCCUCUACACACCGCUGCAACCGAGUCCCUCGGCGCACACGUACAAUCCGCAGUUCAUGAUCGACAUCAUCACGAGUCCACGGCGUGGUGGCAAAAUUGAGGCCGGCUGGGCCCGGCAACUGAACGAAUCCGCCUCCAAUCGGUACAGCUUUGUGUGCAACGCCGUCGUGGCCGUGACGCGGGACAUCGACAACGACUGUCUGAACGAUAUAGCGGCGAUGUGUGCCGAACUCACGGCCUGCUGCAAUUCGCUCAGUACCGAGUGGCUGGGUGUGCUGAUCGCUCUGUGCGGUUCGAACCGGGAAGCGGGUUACUAUGUGGACGUGCUGAGCCAGGUGGACGUGCAGAACACCAACAUUCACAAUGCGCUGUCGGUGUUCACCAGCAUUCUUGUGGCGCGCCACUGCUUUUCGCUGGAAACGUUCGUCACUCACGUGGCCCUUCCGUCGUUGGUGAAGGCCUGCAAUGGGCGCGCCGAAACGACGCCGGAAAUCGAAGCCGGUGCCCGACUGUCGUGCCAUCUGCUGCUGCGACUGUUCCGUACGAUCGAGUGUCCCCAGCCGGGACUCUACUCGGUGAGCACAUCACCGAACCCGAUCACGGUGGUGGGGAACACGCACAACAUUAAACUGAGUUGCGAUCGUCAUCUGCUGGCGGCUGCACACAAAAACAUUGGCGUAGCGCCCGUGGUGGCGGUCCUCAAGGGAAUACUGGUGGUCGGCGAUGCGACGGCGCACAAAGUUUCGUCGAUUUUUGGCACGGGAAAGCGCAGUGGCCUCAACACGCCCGUCCACCCGGGCAGUACACCGAAGAGCAUGACGGGCUCGGGCGACCUCAGUCACAUUCUCGGCACGAGCGACCUCUCGAUUCUGGGCAAUCCGGACGAGCCGAUGCUAGACGUUUCGAUGAUCGAACUGGGGGAACUCUCUCCAACAGCGUCUUCCUCUGCUCGAUUGUACCCUAGCAGGUGUGCGAAUGGUUUGCGGUUUGAGCAACAGAACUCGCAUCUCAAUCAGGAGAGUGCAACCAGCCUUUCGGACUUUGCACAGCACGUGCUGCGUCAGAUCUGCUCACAGGAAUGGGUACUCGAACGGUGCCUGCAAAAUGCCGAACAGCUGUGUGACAAGGGCAUACUGAUCGACAACAUGCUGACGGCCAAGCAGGCCCAACGGUUACUACACAUGGUUUGCUAUCCGGAGCACGAGUCCAACCUGAUCGCCGAGCUCGAUCAGAAAGCGAUCAUCGUGCGCAUUCUGGAGAACCUCGAGCAGUGGUCACUCCGCAUCUCGUGGCUCGAUCUGCAGCUGAUGUUUAAGCAAACGAACUGCAGUUCGCCGGAAUUGUCCAACUGGCUUGACAUGGUGGCACGAGCCGCAAUCGAUGUGUUCCGUGUGAACGAGUUUUGCCUGAUGAGUGGUGGCGGUCCGGACGCGAAACUGGAGAAGGUGAAACCAUCGACGUGGCUUGUGGCUCCGCUCGUGUCGAAGCUGCCGAGUGCCGUGCAGGGCCGCAUACUGAAGGUUUCCGGACAGGUGCUGGAGAGCACGAGCAUGUUCAGCAAGCACAAGGACGGGAACGGUGGGAACGGCAGCAGCAAUAACAACAGCCACAGUCACGGGGCCAACAGUAACAGUUCGGUUAGCUCGAACGGAAGCACGUUCGCCAGCAAGCAGUCGGCCCAGCUGAACCAUCAGCCCUUUCUGGGGCUGGUGUUGACUUGCUUGAAAGGACAGGACGAGCAGAAGGAAGGGCUGCUGCAGUCGCUCUACGCACAACUUUCCCAGUUCCUACAGAACCGUGAUCAAAGUCUCGAAACCGUGGGAGGUAUCGAGGAUCCGUGCGGGUUCGAAAAGAUGCUGGACGCGCUGCAGUUACGCUACUCCCUGGUUGGCGGACUGUUUGAUGCGAUCAUGAAAAAUGCCACCUCCACCACGGAUUGGGCGAUACUGUUCGCGCAGCUGAUCAGCCAGGGUGUGAUCGACCUGAGCAAUAAUUCUGAGCUGUUUACGACGACGCUGGACAUGUUGGCCACCCUGAUCCAUUCGACGCUGGUGAGCGACAGCCAGACGGAGCGGGACGAGAACAAGAAGCUGUACACGAAUCUCAUGAAGAAGCUGCGCAAAGAGCUGGGCGAUAAGAAUGGGGCCUCGAUUAAGUACGUGCGCCAGUUGCUGCCGCUGGCAAAGCAAACGUGCGAGGUUAUAGCCUGCGAACCGGCAGGUUCGUCGACGGAUGCGAAAGGCAACAAAAUCAACAUCGACAGCAUUGAGAAGAAGCACGGACUGCGCCUGGCCGACAAGCAGCGUGUCAGUGUGUGGGACCUACUGGAGGGUCACAAAAACCCUGCCCCACUGUCUUGGGCCUGGUUUGGCGCGGUGAAGAUCGAGCGUAAGCCUCUGGCGUACGAAGAAACGCACCGUUUGCUGAAAUACCACACGCACAGUCUGUUCAAGCCAAGCAGCUACUUCUAUGAACCGCUUCCGUUGCCUCCGGAAGAGCUCGAUCCCUUGCCGGACAAGCUGAAGGACGAAAUGAAGGCCGACACGCCGUCGUCCGAUCAAUCGCCCGCGCCGAGCACGAGCUCGAAGAAGCCAAAGGCGACUCGCAAGCGUAAACCGAAGGCUGCAACAGCCGCUAAUCAGGCGCAGCAAAGCCAACCACAACAGCAGCAGCCCGUCCUGCCCGCAUUGGCCCCGGCCACCGGACCGCAGCAGAUGCAGCAAAUGCAGCAGCAACAGCAACUGCAACAACAGCAGCAACAACAGCAGACCCUCCAGCAGCAGCAGCAUCUGCAGCAGCAACAACAACUGCACUUGCAACAGCAGCAACAGCAAAUGCAACAACAACAAAUGCAGCACCAGCUGCAACAACAGCAGCAACAGCAGCAGCAACAGCUUCAGCAGCAGCAGCAGCAGCAACAAAAUCAGUUGCUAAUGCAGCAGCAACAGCAGUCCAAUCUUCAGCAGCAACAACAACAACAUGGACCUCAGCAACAGGUAGGCAUAACCGUCGACCCAGCCCCACACACUCUCUCUUGUCUCCCCCAAACGCUACAACAGAUACAGAACAACGGACUGGGCGGAAUGCAAAUGGGUGGCCCGAUGAACCCGAUGAACCAGCAGCACAUGCAGCAACAGUACGGUCAGCCGAACCCUGGCCAGAUGGUUGGCCAAACCGGUAUCGGUGGAAUGCAGCCGUCUAUGGGAGGCCUGGGCCCCGGUGGUAUGGGUGGUGGGCUGAUGAACCAACAGCAACAGCAACAACAGCAGCAACCGCAGCAACCUCAGCAACAACAGCAAGGGCAACAGGGGCCACAACAGCAACAGCAAGGCAAUUCAAACAUGGGCUUCGUAGGCAACCCGAUGGGACCUAUGGGUCAGCAGGGUAGUGGCGCCCAGCAAUGGGGAGGUUACAAUCCCCUGCAGCAACAGCAGCAACAACAGCAACAACAACCUCAACAACAGCAGGCACAACAGCAGUCUCAGUCGCAACAGCAAUCGCAGCAACAGUCCCAGCAACAAGCGCAACAGGGUGGCCCUCAGCAAGGAUCGCAGCAAUCCGCUCAGCAACAGUUGCAACAGCAGCAGCAGCAACAACAGCAGCAGCAAAUGUUCUACAGCGGCAUGGGCCAGGGGCCAAUUAAUCGCUACGAUCGGCCACAACUGAACAACUCGAAGCAAGCCCUCUCGAACAUGCUGCGCUCGAAGCUACCGAUGAGUGGGCCUCACCCGGGCAGCUUCUUGCAGCAACAGCAGCAGCAACAAGCGCAGCGGAACCCGCAGCAACCGUUCAUCCGGGGACCACUGCGUGCCGGUAUUCCGGGCAACCCAGGUGUCGUGGGCAACCAGGGUGGCAUGGGCCCGGGCGCAAUGAAUCCGGCCAUGGCCGGUGCUGGUGGCGGUGGUCUAGGAACGGCCGGUGGCGGUGGUCCGGUAAUGGGUGGUCAGCAGGGUAUGGCCGCUGCGGCCAUGAUGGGUGUGCAGCAAGGUGGGCCCGGCCAGCAGGGACCCGCGACUGGGAUGAUGGGUCAGAACGCUGGCAUGAUGGGAGCAUCCGGUGGACCCUCGAUCAUGGGUCAAUCGGGAGGCAGCAUGAUUCAAACGAGUAUGUUGAGCCAACAGAACCCCGCCUUAGUUGGGCAGGGUAUGGGGGGUGGUGGUGGUGGCGCCGGAAUCGGCACUGGUGGGGGCGGAAUGGCCGCAGGCUCCGGAAUGGGCGGCAAUGCUGGCGGAAUGGUCAGCGGGUCGGCGGGAGCAAUGGGCACCAGUGGCGGAAUGGUCACCUCGGGCGGUAUGGUUAGUGGCGGGAUGGGUGGUGGUGGCGGGAUCAGUGCCCCGGCCAUGGGCACCGGGCAAGGUACGAUGGGCAAUAGCGGGAUGGGCAAUACGGGCGGUGGUAUGGGCAACCCAUCGAUGGGCAAUCCGGGCAUGGGCAUGGCCGGUAUGCAGCAGGCGGGCAACAUGCAGGGUGGCAUGUUUCAGGCACAGAGCGUGCCCUACCAGAAUGUCGGCCAAAACUAUCCCAACUACGGAAACCAGGGAAUGGGCCAGCAGGGCGGUCAGGGUGGUAUGAUGGGCAACUUCAAUCAGAUGGCCCAGCAGCAGCGCAACACGCAGGCCGAAUUCCUCGCCCAACAGCGAGCGAUGGCGGCUGGACGGGGCUACGGACAGCACGCACCGAACGUAACGAUGGGCAACAUGGGCGUUAAUCAGGGCGCGGUUCCACCGUACCCGCGGCAGGGUGGCAAACCGGGCGUCGGCGGAAAUAUGCCCCAAAACCAGCAACAGUUUCAGCAACAGCAGCGGUUGCGCUUGAUGAUGCAGCAGCAUACAGGAAUGGGCCAGGGAGGGAACGCGCAGGGUUUGAUUCAGAAUCAGGGACAGGGCAUGAGCACGCAACAGACUCCGAAUCUCGUGGCUCAGCUGCAGCGAUCGAUGCCCAACCAGAACAACAUGAUGGGACAGCAGUAUCCGCACCAACCACCGCAGUAUUAGGAGCACACGGUACAAGGAUGUGGCGGCAACGAACGAUGAAAGACAAAUGCUAUGUUAAUAUAUUUAUUACCACUGUGACUUAGCAGAAACAUUUAUACAACAAAACUAGCGGAAUAAGCUCA